Dermochelys coriacea (leatherback sea turtle) is the source of this 1343-nucleotide messenger RNA. It is a transcript of the gene LIN28B, whose product is annotated as lin-28 homolog B. Gene Ontology annotation, molecular function: zinc ion binding; nucleic acid binding. The transcript has 4 exons. Bases 246 to 1175 code for a protein of 309 amino acids. Lineage: Eukaryota; Metazoa; Chordata; Testudines; Dermochelyidae. The record is from RefSeq and is a predicted model, not a curated record.
UGAGGGCAGCUAAGGAGGAGUCUUCAAAGCUAAAGGAACAAGUAAAAUUGACAGAGCUACCUAGAUCCAACAGGACAGGCAGUCUUUGCAACAAAGACAGCUAGCCAGCUUGAAGUGGUCGUGUAUUGCAGGUCAAUAAUGGAAAGUGGUCGCUGUGGAGGGAUUAUAUAGGUAAUAACUGGGAUCUUCACAUCAUGAAGCUUUGAAUAUGAAAAGCAGCCAUACCAACCUCUCUUGCAUUUCACAUGAAUGCAUGGAAUCCUAGAAAACUCCCGGGAAAACUAACACUGAGGGUUAAAAGAGAAGACGUGCGUGUGAGAAAGGAGCUCAUUGCCCCGGCCCCGUUUUAUAAUGAACGCUGGGGUGCCGAGGAAACCCCUUCCCAGGCGGCAGCAGAGAAGGAACCAGAGGACAAUUUUGGCGCCUGCGCUGCAGCAGGGGCGAGUAAAGGUGGAGACGAGCCCGGGAAGUUGCCAGAGCAGGAAGAGGAGGAAUCUCAGGUUUUGCACGGAACAGGCCAUUGCAAGUGGUUCAACGUGCGAAUGGGAUUCGGGUUCAUCUCCAUGAUCAACCGGGAAGGAAACCCUUUGGAGUCUCCAGUUGAUGUUUUUGUACACCAAAGCAAGCUUUACAUGGAAGGAUUUAGAAGCCUAAAAGAAGGAGAACCAGUGGAAUUUACUUUUAAGAAAUCUUCCAAAGGCCUUGAAUCAAUACGGGUAACAGGCCCUGGUGGGAGCCCCUGUUUAGGAAGUGAGAGACGACCCAAAGGGAAGACAGUACAGAAAAGAAAACCAAAGGGAGAUAGAUGCUACAACUGUGGUGGCCUUGAUCAUCAUGCUAAGGAAUGUAGUCUACCUCCACAGCCAAAGAAGUGCCAUUACUGUCAGAGCAUCAUGCACAUGGUGGCUAACUGCCCUCAUAAAACUGUUUCACAACAGCCCACUAGUUCUCAGGGAAGAUAUGAAGCAGAACCACAGCCUUCCACUUCUGCUUUCCUGAGAGAAGGGGGAGGGGCUUACGGCCAUUCAUCUCCAUCAUAUUCUCAGGAGGGAAAGUCAGAGAUCUUAGAACGUUCAGGCAGGUCACCACAAGAAGCUUCCUCCAGUAAGUUAUCUGCAUCACCUGAAGAACAAAGCAGAAAGGGACCUUCUGUUCAAAAAAGGAAAAAAACUUAGAGCUUUGUUGUAACCUUUCAUUUUCCCUACCCUCUUGGAAUGUCUACCUCAUGCAAGAACAGGGGAAGUAAUUUCACUAUCAGUAGCUGACCUGAAAUUUUAACUACUGUUGAGGAACUGUGAAUUUAUUUUUUUUAAUAGACAAAUCACUCCAAGCAAAUUACAUUU